This is a messenger RNA of Podarcis muralis (Common wall lizard), 2000 nucleotides long. NCBI's taxonomy places the organism in Eukaryota, Metazoa, Chordata, Lepidosauria, Squamata, Lacertidae. The record is from RefSeq and is a predicted model, not a curated record.
AGUUAUGUUCAGAAAUGGAGAGAGGAUGGGAACAAUCAAAUUUACACAGUUCCAAGACAAAAAGGAAGUGAAGGUGGGAGAAUAUAAUGCUAUACUUGAUUCACUGGAAAUGAUUAACAACACCAUCAAAUUCCACGGGAAAGAACCACCUAAGGACAGAACAAUCAUCCAAAAGCAACUUCGCAAGAUCUCCCUGCCUCUUUACAGUAUUCUUUCAGCACUCACGAUCCUGGGAAUGAUAAUGGCCAGUGCUUUUUUGUUCUUUAACAUCAAAAACCGAAAUCAGAAGUUGAUAAAGAUGUCCAGUCCCUACAUGAACAACCUCAUAAUUCUUGGAGGGAUGCUCUCCUAUGCAUCAAUAUUCCUUUUUGGCCUUGAUGGAUCUUUUGUCUCCGAAAAGACAUUUGAGACGCUUUGUACCGUCCGGACAUGGAUACUGACAGUGGGCUACACAACUGCAUUUGGUGCAAUGUUUGCAAAAACAUGGAGAGUCCAUGCAAUAUUCAAAAAUGUGAAAAUGAAGAAAAAGAUCAUUAAGGACCAAAAGCUUCUGGUAAUAGUUGGGGGAAUGCUGCUGAUAGAUCUUUGCAUCUUGAUUUGCUGGCAAGUAGUUGAUCCCUUGAGGAGGACGGUGGAAAAUUACAACAUGGAGCCCGACCCUGCAGGCCGAGAUAUUUCUAUUCUUCCCAUUUUGGAGCACUGUGAAAACACUCACAUGACCAUUUGGCUUGGCAUUGUUUAUGCCUACAAAGGCCUACUCAUGCUAUUUGGUUGCUUUUUGGCUUGGGAGACUCGAAAUGUGAGCAUUCCUGCUCUGAACGACAGUAAAUACAUUGGCAUGAGUGUUUACAAUGUGGGCAUCAUGUGCAUUAUUGGAGCUGCUGUUUCCUUUCUCACACGGGACCAGCCCAAUGUUCAAUUCUGCAUUGUGGCACUAGUCAUUAUAUUUUGUAGUACUAUUACGCUCUGCUUAGUCUUUGUUCCGAAGCUAAUCACACUGAGAACAAAUCCAGAUGCUGCCACCCGGAACAGAGGACUCCAGUUCACUCAGAACCAGAAGAAAGAUGACUCAAAAACAUCCACGUCAGUCACCAGUGUCAACCAGGCCAGCACAUCGAGGUUGGAAGGUCUACAGUCAGAAAACCACCAGCUGAGAAUGAAAAUAACAGAGUUGGACAAAGCUUUAGAAGAAGUCACUAUGCAGCUUCAAGACACCCCUGACAAGACAACAUAUAUUAAGCAGAACCACUAUCAGGAGCUCAAUGACAUCCUCAGUAUACGGAACUUUACAGAAAAUAAAGAUGGUGAAAAGGCUGUAUUGAAAAACCACCUUGAUCAAAAUCCGCAAGCCCAGUGGAAUACGACAGAGCCCUCCAGAACGAGCAAAGACUUUACAGAAGAUAUCAAUUCCCCAGAACACAUACAGCGCCGACUCUCCUUACAACUGCCCAUUCUCCAUCAUGCCUAUUUGCCAUCAAUAGGAGGGGUCGAUGCCAGCUGUGCCAGUCCGUGCGUCAGCCCCAGCGCCAGUCCAAGGCACCGGCAUGUGCCGCCAUCUUUCCGUGUGAUGGUCUCUGGCCUGUAGGAGGACCAGAGCUCCGUGAACUUGCUUUUGGUACUCAAUGGCUGGACCGAACGUCUUGUGUGAAACUCUUGCCUUCUACAUACUCUCUUACUCUUAGCACAGAGGAACUAGUUUUACGAGGCCAUCGUCAAGGGAAGACCAGCUCCACUGCUGUGGGAAAGCAUGUGAAGUGGAGAGGGUCGCCCGGAGGUUUGAUCUGUAGCCUUACUUGUGGACGCUUUUAUUUCUUCCUGAGGAAAGUCACCAAACCCACGUUUCUUCCCAGAUUUCUACAGAGGCCAGGGUGGCUGGGAAACAUAGACUCGACAAAGAACAAAGACAAAAGAACCCCGCUCAAGUGUCACUAAACUUUAUACGGCUACUGAAAAAUGUGGAGCCACGUGCAAAAAGUUAAUUGCAUCAACUGAGAGUUAUA